AGUCACUGUCAACAUGAGUUCUGUGAAUAUUGACCAGGCUCCACAGGGCACAAAACUGUGGUUACUUCAUCUUGGAUAUGUGGAAGCAGACGAGGGGUUUUUCCUCGCAGGGGCCGGUACUUCGACUAUGACAAAUCCCAACUGCAAGAACCCACGACGCAAGCUUGUCCUUACAUCAGCACUGAUUGAUCAUCCAAUCGAGGGUCUCAUCCUGUUUGAGACUGGGCCUGGGGAGGCAUACCCCGAAGUUUGGGGCCCGCCUGUCAAUGAUAUAUUUGGGCGGGUUGACUAUUCGCCAGAGCAUGAACUCGAAGCCGCUCUCGCCAAGUCCGGACACUCGAUCAAGGAUAUCAAAGCUGUGAUCAUGGGGCAUCUCCAUAUCGACCAUGCCGGGGGGCUUGAGAAAUUCAGCGGAACCGAUAUUCCGAUCUAUGUACACGAAGAAGAGCUUAAGCACGCGUUUUACAGUGUGGCCACCAAGUCCGACGCAGGUGUCUAUCAUGGCAAAGAUCUUGACGCCAAGCUCAAUUGGACGGCCAUCCAUGGGGAGACAUUUGAGCUUGCCCAGGGUAUUACCCUGAGGCAUGCACCCGGCCACACUCCAGGGCUGGUCCUUAUGCAGGUCAAUCUUCCAGACAGUGGGACAUGGCUAUUUACUACCGACCAAUACCAUGUCAGCGAGAAUUACGAACAAUCUAUUCCGCAUGGCUGGCUUGCUCGAGACUAUCAUGCCUGGGUCAAGACGCAUCAGAUGGUGAAGACCAUUGCAAAGCGAACAAAUGCGAAUCUGGUGUUCGGACACGAUUUGGGAGUAUUUUUCCAGUAUGAACAUGCCCCUCAUGCCUACACCUAGACUUCUACUUAACUAGUCCUGGUGAAUCUUGCGGAGGGAGGAUGAUUAGGCUCAAAUUUUAUGCUUUGUAGCUACUCUGUCUAUUCUUUACUGCUCACAUUCACAUGCUGUCUCUAAAGUAU
Aspergillus nidulans FGSC A4 is the source of this 975-nucleotide messenger RNA. RefSeq names its product N-acyl homoserine lactonase family protein. The record is from RefSeq and is a predicted model, not a curated record. The transcript has 6 exons. Gene Ontology annotation, biological process: secondary metabolite biosynthetic process. NCBI's taxonomy places the organism in Eukaryota, Fungi, Ascomycota, Eurotiomycetes, Eurotiales, Aspergillaceae. The coding region runs from base 14 to 853 and encodes 279 amino acids.